AUGGAAGGUGGAGAAGAGGCAGGCAAACACCUUCGAACCGCAAUUUUGGAAUACUACAAGACCAAUACCAGAUACCAUGCUGAUGACCGGGUCAUCAUUCGCGUCUAUGCCAACUCUCACGGUCUGAGCAGAACUUAUAAAGCAGCUAAAAUCAUUAUCGAAGAAGCCGUCUUUGACCAAUUCAUGGUUGGGUUCAACAGAAGUCACCCGCUCUCAGACUACGUCGAUGCAGGCAGCCACAAGGAGGCCGCUGACUCCAAAAUGAAAGCAAACCUCGAGCUCUUCUAUCGCAACUAUCAUUGUCAACACAUUAUCUUCGGUGGUUCUGCAGACAGCAGCUACGCUGGCUUUCUCGGUCCGUAUGCACUCCCAAACACGCUCAACGAUCGCAUCACGCUCCUUGAGGGCCCAGCCUUCCCAUUCGACCUCAAGAAAGUCGCCCAAGGAUUCCAUCAAAUAUCCUUCAAGACGAUCUUUCGGUCAACCAAGAUUCAAAUCGCUCCGAAUGGUACGAUCGCCCUCACCGCUGGUGUCAAGAGACCUGCACCUGAUACAUUGUCAGUAGUGCGGGAUCGCCAAUCGCCGCGGCCUGCGACUACCGCUUUGACACCUCCCACGACCAAGCUUGCUUUAGUUGCCCAGCAGCCUGCGGCGCCGCCGAUUGUUCCUUCGCCGAUUGUUCCUUCGCCGAUUGUUCCUUCGCCGAUUAUUUACCAGAACCAAUAUGGCCAGCGACUGGAUAUACCGCUCAAAAUCGACAAGCAGUAUCUCCAGUACCUCUACGAUUUCAAUUCACGUCUCUGCAACAAUUUCUACCUGAAAGGUCACUGCCCGUACGGCGCGAAUUGUGAGUGGGAUCAUUCACAAGUCCUCAACCAAGUCCAGCUCGAUACCUUUCGAUAUAAAGCUCGAACAUCCGCCUGCCGAAAUGCGUUCUGUCAGGAUCCUCAAUGUCCACUUGGCCACAUGUGUCCGCGCAAUGGGGCAUGCCACAUCCCUGCGUGCAAAUUUCUUCCGGAGAUGCACAACAUAGAUGUUAGCCAAGUUUACGAAUACAACACUGCAACCCACGAGAGGAAGAGGGUGUCAUUGUCUGUCUAG
Cladophialophora psammophila CBS 110553 is the source of this 1101-nucleotide messenger RNA. RefSeq lists its product as uncharacterized. NCBI's taxonomy places the organism in Eukaryota, Fungi, Ascomycota, Eurotiomycetes, Chaetothyriales, Herpotrichiellaceae. Gene Ontology annotation, molecular function: metal ion binding. The transcript has 2 exons. The record is from RefSeq and is a predicted model, not a curated record. Bases 1 to 1101 code for a protein of 366 amino acids.